Molecule: messenger RNA, 5022 nt
Organism: Closterium sp. Naga37s-1
Lineage: Eukaryota; Viridiplantae; Streptophyta; Zygnematophyceae; Desmidiales; Closteriaceae
Source: the annotation of a GenBank genome assembly
AUGUUCCGCGGGUUGGCGGCGCGGCACGCGUCCGCCGACUCGCUCCUGUCGCUCGCGUCGUCCGAAACCAGCAGCCUCGCGUCCUUCGCGACCGCGUCGGACCGCCUGGUAGAGCAGGAGAUUAAUCGGCGCGCCGCGUUAGACUUCGUCACGGAGCUAGCCGGCCCGCUGCAGCCAUCCAGCUCCCCCGCGCAUUCCCUUUCGGGGGAGCGCACCCCACCCGCUGGCGCAACCCUCGGCGCAACCUUCGGCGCAAAUCCCGGCGGAGCCUUGGCCUCUGGCGCAGCGCUUCUGAGCGCAAGCCUUAGCGGGGACUUGCCGAUUACCGCCAAUGAGCUCCCCGUGGCGGUGUUUGCGGUCGACCGCGACCUGGUGUGCGCGCUCUGGAACAGGCGCAUGGCGGAACUGACUGGAUGGGCGGAAGGGGAAAUCAUGCGCCUGGGGCGAUUCGCGGAAGGUCGGUUUGCGGAACGGCUCUUCCGCCCCGCCAGCGCCUCCGCGCCGUUCCGCCGAUGUGAGGACGUUCUCCGCGCCGCGCUCUUUGGCCGCGAUAUAGUCACGGCGGAGUUGCUUCUACUGAAGCGCGGAGGCAGCUGCGCGCGCGUGCGGUUAUUCGCCAGCGCGCGCACCGACGCGCUCGGUGCAGUUUGCGGUGCAAUCUGCGCCGUCAUUCCCGCGUCUUCGGGAGGCGGGGGAGGGUCGGCGGCCGCGCUGAGCGCAACUUCCGCGCAUGGCUUCGACGUGGACGGCGGCGGCGGCGGCGGCGGGAGUGGAGGCGGCUUGCCGCCAUUUGCGCCGUCCUUUGCGGCGGGCGAAACCGAGGAAUGGCUGCAGCGGAACGCGUCGGCGGGGAGUCUGUACGGCAUGCACUCCGUGGACGAGGAAUCCGUGGGCGACGACAGCGACGCGGCCAGCAGCUGCAGCGACCUCUACCAGCUCGGCUCCGCCCCGUUCGGCAGCAGCGCCAGUUGCGGCGGGAAUUCCGGCGGCUCCAGGCGCCACGUCAUGGAGCCCGUCUCCGCCAGCAGGCGCGCGAGCGGCGGCGGCGGGGGUUUGCGCGGAGGUUACGCAGGCGCGGGGAAUGCGGGCGCGGGCCAAGACUCAGGCGCGGGGGCGGGAGUAGGGGUAACUGGGCGGCUUUCGUCGUCGUCUUCUGAGCGACAGCUGUCGGGGAGGCUUUCAUUGGGGGAGAGCGAAGCUGCGACCGAAUCAGGGGCGGCAGGGGGAGCGGGAGGAGCGGGAGGAGCAGGAGGGGCGGGAGGGGCGGGUGAAGCGGGAGAAGCAACUUUGCCUUUGACUCCGCCUGCUACGCCGCCAUCUGCAGCGCCAGUUGCGCCGGCGUUGCCUUCCCCUGUCAAUUUGCCCACUCUCGUUGGUUUGGGCGCGGAAGGCGUGGGCGGGGGCGCGGUGGGAGGCGCGGGGGUUCACUUAAAGCCCGUACAAACGAAGCUAGCUAUCCGACGCUCGUGCGAGCUGCCGAAAUAUGCUUAUUCCUCUCUCACGGGCAUGCGUCGCAAUAUCAGCAUGCGUGCUCUGAUAGCGGACGGAGUGACCACAGGGCGCAACGACCUGGCGCACCAGCUGGAGCGCUGUGGGUUUGACGUGGUCAGCGCCACGUCAGUGCAGGAAGCUGCGUGGAAAUACGAGCAGGCCGCUCUCCACGGCUCUCUCCCUUCCCCCUUUCCUACUGCUCCUCCUCCUCCUCCUGCUCCCUCUGACGCCGCCUCUGCUGCUGGCGCUGCUGCAGCUACCAAUUCCGCCGCCGCCGCCGCCAGCGCCGGUGCCCCUCAUGCCGCCGCUGCGGGUGGUGGGAGUGGGGGAGUGCUGUUCUCCCUGGUGGUCCUGGAUCUAGAGCAGGCCACGAGUAGGGCAGGGCAGGCGGCCAUUCGGGAUAUCCGGCGGCUCAAGGUGCUGAGUGAAGAGGGCGAGGAGGACGAGGGGAGGAGUGAGGAGGGGAGGAGCGAGGUGAGCGAGAGUGCAAAGCAGCGAUUGGAGGGGGAGCAGGAGACGGUGCAGCAACAAGAGCAAGCGACAGUGGAACCCUUCUCCUCCUCCUCCCCUGCUGCUGCAGCUACUGCUGCUGCUGCUGUUGCCGCUGCUACUUCUGCUCCUGCUGCAGCAGCUUCUGCAUCAUCGCCGGAUCGCACGCUCAUAGUGGUGGUGGCCGAUUUGAGCCGGUACGACCAGGUGGGGUUGGAUGCAGCAAUGGAGCAGUGUGUGCUGGCGGGGGUGGACGCCUUUAUUCCCCGCUCCAUGCACCUGCAGCAGCUGCGGACAGCGCUUAGGAGGCUCGGGCUGCACAGCAAAUAUCUCGUUCUGCCCGCCUCGCUGCCCUGCGCGCAUUCUGCUGCGAAUGUUUCUGGUGUUGCGGACCUCUCUCUUUUCGACGCGGACGACGACGAUUUCCGCGAAGCUGCCGAAGUGCGGCCGGCCCUCCUUUCUUCAAUCGCCCGGCCGGCGGCGCCCUCCGCGCAGUCUGCCGUCGCAACUUCCGCCGCUUCCGCCGUGACUCCCGCCGGAAUUCUAGCGGCACCUCCCGUUCUCGCGAUUUCCGAACCAGCCCAGCCGUCGCAAGCGGAAUCUAUUCCCGGGGCUGCUCCGAAGCUGAUUGGGGAGGGUCGGAUUGGGAAGUGGGAGAUCGGCGGAGCAAGCGGAACAGGCGGAGCAGGCGGGGAAGAAGCGGAGGAGGGUGGGGGUGGGGAGGGAGAAAGCGGUGCAGUGGAAGAGAGUGGGUUUGGAAGGGAUGCAGAGGAGGACGAAUCGCACAGAGAGGGAGGCGAAACGGAGAAGGCUGGUGAAAGGGAGGAGAGCUUGUUGGAUGGAGAAAAGGGAGAAGUGGCGACCGGGUUGGGUGAAGAAGAGGAGGCGAGUGGGUUGUCGCAUGUGGGAUCUGCUAACGAAGACUCUCCUAAUGGGCUUGCUGCUGAUAGCGAGGGGUUUACUAAUGAGGAUGAGUCGGAACAGGAAACGGGCGGGCGGGAAGGGGGGAUUUCCGCAGCAACCCCAGAUGCAGGUUCGCUGAAGGAAGAAUGGCAGCAGCAGGUGGAUGAGUUGAAGACUGCUUUGGCCCGGGAAAAAGAUGCUAGAGUGGCUGCAGAGGAGCAGGCGAAACGGGCAGAAAGAAAGGCUUCUUGCGCGGCCGAGGAAGCUGCCCGGGCGGCGGACGGGCAGCGGCGGGCAGAGGCUGAACGGGCAGAGAUGGAAAGAACGAAAGCUGAGAUGCUGAAGAAGCUGCGGCAUAUAGUAGAGGAGGCGGUGAAGAGAAAGAAGGAGGCGGAAGAGGAGAAAACCGUUACCGAAGCUGCCGCCGCAGCUGCGGUGAAGGAUCGGAACGAGGCUCGGAAGGAGCGGGAUGAGGCUCGGGGAGAGAGGGACGGGGCCGUGCAGGAGAAAGAGCGGGCGGUGCAGGAGAGAGAGGCGGCUGUCGGUAAACUGGAGCGGCUUAUAAAGGAGCGAGAUGGAGCGGUUAGGGAGCGGGAGAGUGCGGUGAAAGAGAUUACGAAACGGUUGAGUGGUGAGAGGGACGCAGCGGUGAAGGAGAGAGAGGUGGCAGUGUUACAGAGGGGGGCGGCUGUGAGGCAUGUGGAGGCGGUGGAAGGGAGUGUGCGGCGUGCUGUGGGGAGAUUGGGAAGGGAAGCGGAGCGGGUUGAGAAGUUGUUUGAAGGGAUGUUUGGUGUGAAGAUGGGUGGCGGGAGGAUGGGUGAUGGGAGGAAGAAUGAUGGAGAAGUGGAGGGAAGCAGUGGUGGUAAUGGUGGUGGUAAUGGUGGUGGUAAUGGACUGGCAGCUAAGUCAGUGCGACGGCAAAGAGAGGAGAUGGAGGAGCGAGCAGUGGCAAUGGCUGUGGAGGUUUCACAAUUAGAAUCUGAUGUUGCUGAUGCGAAGAGAGAGGUUGAGAGAGUGAGAAAGGAAGGGGAGGAGGAGGUGGAGCGAGUGAGAAAGGAAGGGGAGAGGAGGGUUGAGGAGGGGAGGGUGGAGGGGGAGAGAUGGAGGGCGGCUGCUGAGGAGGCGGAGAGGAGAGUGAGGGAGGUUGAGGAGGAGAGGAGGAGGGAGAGGGGGAGGGUGGAGGAGUUGGAGAGGGUGCGAGGGGAGUUAGAGCGGUUGAGAGACAAGGUUGGGAGGAGCGGAAAGAAUAAUGGUUCAGUUGGAGAGGGGGUAGAAGGUGGGGAACGAAAUGAAGGGAAGGAGGACACGGAAGGGAAGGAAGGGAUGGAGGAGGAGGGGAGGGAGGGAAGCGUGGAGGAGAUCAAAUGGGUGGAGAGACGGUUGGAGGAGGCUGAAAGGGCGGUGAGCGAUUGGAGGAGCAAGGAGAGAGAGGCACAGGGCCGCGCCAUUAGUGCUGAAACGAAGCUCGCAACCAAUUUGCAGCAGGUGGAAGGGGCAUUGCGCAAGGAGAGGGAUGCGGGGAGGCGAUUAAAAGAGACAAACGAGUUGCAGCAGGUGGAAGGGGCAUUGCGCAAGGAGAGGGAUGCGGGGAGGCGAUUAAAAGAGACGUUGGAGGGAUUGGAGAGGGAGGGGUUGCGGGCCGCAGAACAGGCCAGCUUAUCGGAGUGUGAGGCGGAGGCGGGCCGAUGGUGGGAGGCAGCCAAGGAGGUGGGAGGAGCAGAGCAGACUGCAUAUGCUUCCGCAGCGCCCCAUCUGGCUGAGUGUGAGGCGGAGGCAGGCCGAUGGCGCGAGGCGGCCAAGGAGGAGGCAGCAGCGGGGAGUGCAGUGGCUGAAGAGAUGGAGGAGAUGCGCGGGCAGGUGAGGGAUGAGGGGGCUGCCAAGGAGGAGGCAGCAGCUGGGAGUGCAGUGGCUGAAGAGAUGGAGGAGAUGCGCGGGCAGGGUGAAGCAGAGAAGUGGCAGAGGGCAGAAGAGGAGGCACACGCCAUUCACACUCAUCCGCAUUCAACUCCUCCGAAAUUCCUUAAAUCCCCUCCUACAGCUUCUUACCCUGGAAGGCGAGGCCGAGAAGUGGCAGAGGGCAGCAGAGGAGGCACAAGCCAUUCACACUCAUCCGCAUUCAACUCCUCCGAAAUUCCUUAA